Tarenaya hassleriana is the source of this 1373-nucleotide messenger RNA. Its product is annotated as ferredoxin--NADP reductase, leaf isozyme, chloroplastic. Bases 75 to 1175 code for a protein of 366 amino acids. The transcript is spliced from 9 exons. Lineage: Eukaryota; Viridiplantae; Streptophyta; Magnoliopsida; Brassicales; Cleomaceae. The record is from RefSeq and is a predicted model, not a curated record. Gene Ontology annotation, molecular function: oxidoreductase activity.
UCUUCUUAUCUCUCUCUUCCAUCCCUCUUAUAACCUCCGCAGAUUCUUCCCCUGCCCCUUUGCAUUUUCUUCUGAUGUCAUCAAUGGCGGCUACUCUCUACUCUUCUGUUUCUCUCACAUCUUCCAACUCCUCUUCUCUUCCCGCCACAAGCUUCUCGAUCGCCCCUGAGAUAAUCAGAUUUGGCAAGGGUGCUUGCUACAACAGAAGCAAUGCCUCUACAGGCAAAAGAUUAGUUUCCAUUAGGGCUCAAGUGGCAGCAGAAGCUCCUGCGAAAGCAGAGAAGGUUUCCAAGAAGAACGAGGAAGGUGUUGUGGUUAACAAGUACAGGCCAAAGGAACCUUACACUGGCAAAUGCCUUCUCAACACCAAAAUCACUGCAGAUGAUGCACCUGGAGAGACAUGGCACAUGGUUUUCACCACAGAAGGAGAAAUACCAUACAGAGAAGGGCAAUCCAUUGGUGUCAUCCCGGAUGGUAUCGACAAGAAUGGAAAGCCUCACAAGGUCAGACUGUACUCCAUAGCCAGCAGUGCUAUAGGAGAUCUCGGCGAUUCCAAAAGCGUCUCUUUGUGUGUGAAAAGGCUUGUUUACACCAACGAGCAAGGCGAGAUCGUUAAAGGAGUUUGCUCGAACUUCUUGUGUGACUUGAAGCCUGGAGCUGACGUUAAGAUCACCGGACCUCUUGGGAAAGAAAUGCUUAUGCCUAAGGAUCCAAAUGCCACCGUUAUUAUGCUCGCGACCGGGACGGGGAUUGCUCCUUUCCGUUCUUUCUUGUGGAAGAUGUUCUUUGAGAAACACAGUGAUUACGAGUUCAAUGGCUUGGCUUGGCUGUUCUUGGGUGUGCCCACCACUAGCUCCUUACUCUACCAAGAGGAGUUUGACAAGAUGAAGGCAAAGGCCCCCGAGAAUUUUAGGGUCGACUACGCAAUAAGCAGAGAACAAACAAACGAGAAAGGCGAGAAAAUGUACAUCCAGACCCGGAUGGCGGAAUAUGCAGACGAGCUAUGGGAACUGCUGAAGAAGGACAACACUUAUAUCUACAUGUGUGGACUCAAGGGCAUGGAGAAAGGCAUUGAUGACAUUAUGGUUAGCUUAGCUGCCAGAGACGGGAUUGAUUGGAUUGAGUACAAGAAGCAAAUGAAGAAAGCAGAGCAAUGGAACGUUGAAGUCUACUGAUGCGCGCACACACACCAUUGGCAAAAGUUAUAUAGUAUGGUAACGGUAACUUGUAUAUGGUGAAAAAACGUACGUUUAAUUUUCGUAUUACAACCCUUUUUGUAAUUUAUUUUGAUUUUAUUUUUUUCUAGAUAUUAAUUUUCGUGUUUAUUGCAAGUGUCUAAGGACUUAGAACACGGAAAACAUUAGAAAUUCAUA